Molecule: messenger RNA, 4155 nt
Organism: Lates calcarifer (barramundi perch)
Lineage: Eukaryota; Metazoa; Chordata; Actinopteri; Centropomidae
Gene: fmnl1a
Product: formin-like 1a
Exons: 25
Coding region: 446-3814 (1122 amino acids)
Biological process (GO): cortical actin cytoskeleton organization; regulation of cell shape; cell migration
Cellular component (GO): cytosol
Molecular function (GO): small GTPase binding; actin filament binding
Source: RefSeq, a predicted model, not a curated record
ACGCUCCCCUCUCCUUCCUCUCACACACGCAGCUCGCUUGAACUAACCUCACCAGAGCAGUUCUCGGUCAAGUAGUGUAGAGAAAAGUGAGCUGACACAUCAGUGGGUCUUUUCUUAGAGCCCAACAGGCUCAAACAAGGCUUGUUACCUUAUUCUCAAAGGUACUUGUUAACAGAGACAGCGACAGGUUGAUGGGAGGACAGACAUGAGGACAAACUACCUUCUUUCAUCACACACCCUGUCCUCAGGACCAAGGCAGAGGCAGUAGGCCAGUGGCUAGAUGUUCUUCUCACUGAAGACCCAAAGACUUGGUUUGCUUUAGGCCUGCUUGCUCUAGUGAUUUGGAGUGACCACUUUUUGUCACUCUGUCUUCGGAAUACACUGAUUUCUCAGGAGAAGGGGUUUGUGUACAGCUUUCCUCCUGGAUUACUUGUGGAGAUUAGUGAUGGGGAAUGCGGCUGCAGGGGGCUUGGAGCAGGAACCGACUGAGGGGCGAGAGGCCAGGAACUCAGUCGGGGCGGCUUCGGGAGUGAGUGACCACACACCAGCCUUACCGAAGAAGCAGCCUGCUCCCCCCAAACUGCCUAUGCCCCCAGAGGAGGAGCUGGAGGAGCGCUUCAACGUGGUGCUGAGCCACAUGAACUUGCCCCCAGAUAAACUGAAGCUACUGAGUCAAUAUGAUAAUGAGAAGAAGUGGGAAUUAGUCUGUGAUCAGGAGCGUUUCCAGGUGAAGAGUCCCCCAUCCACAUACCUGUCCAAGAUCAAGAGCUUUUACCAGGAUCAAGGAGGGGUGUCUCGCAGGCUGAAGAAAAGGAUCCAAGAUGCAACUCAGGUCCUUAAAAAUUUGGAGAUAUCACUUCGCACCAAUCACAUUGGAUGGGCCCAGGAGUUCCUCAAUGAGCAAAAUAAUGGUUUGGAUGUUCUGGUGGAAUACCUGUCCCACGCACAAAGUGACGCCUCGUUUGAGGUGGAAAGUGUUGAAAAUGGCGGCACCAUGUCUGACAGAGGAAAGCCCGCAGAGAGGUCGAUGGAAGAUUUGACCAAGAGCUCCAGUAGCUCUCAUUCACAUGGGAUGACCAGAGCUGCUCGUGCGCUGACUGUAAGAAUAAGCUCCACUCUGGGGAACAAAAUACAUAAAAAGUCCCAUUCAUCCAACCAGAGAGAUGAUGUACAUGUGUGCAUAAUGUGCCUGCGAGCCAUCAUGAACUACCAGUCUGGUUUUAACCAGGUGAUGACUCACCCGCGCUGUGUGAACGAGAUCACCCUCAGUCUCAACAGCAGGAAUCCCAGGACCAAAGCCCUUGUGCUGGAGUUGCUGGCUGCCGUGUGUCUCGUCAGAGGAGGACAUGACAUCAUUCUCUCUGCUUUUGACAACUUCAAAGAGGUGAGCAAAGAAAGGAACCGCUUUGAGAAGCUGAUGGAGUACUUCAUCAAUGAUGACAGCAACAUUGACUUCAUGGUGGCUUGCAUGCAGUUCAUAAACAUUGUGGUCCAUUCAGUGGAGAACAUGAACUUCCGUGUCCAUCUACAGUACGAGUUCACUCACCUUGGAUUAGACAAGUAUCUAGAGCGUCUGAAGGAAACAGAGAGUGAGAAGCUGCAGGUCCAGAUCCAGGCCUACCUGGACAAUGUGUUAGAUGUAGGAGCCCUGCUGGAGGAUGCUGAGAACAGAGGGGGGGUUCUGGAGCAUGUGGACGAACUGCAGGAACACAAUGUACAGCUGAGUGCCCGGCUUCAAGAUAUUGAGAAUCAGAUGACAGGGCGAAUAUCUGAACUUGAGACUCAGCUCAUGCAGGCGACCAAGGAGACCGAGCUGCUCAAAGAAAGCCUGCGAGAAUCCUGUUCCCAGGUUAGUGCUUUGCAGCAGAGAGAAAGAGAGCGGGAGCUGGACAGGGAGAGGGAGAAGGACAGGGAGCGCCUGAGCACCUCUGCCCCUCAGACCACCUCAGAGCUGGAGCAGAAGAUCCAGGAGCUGCAGGACAAGGGGCUAAUCCGACUGGGGCGGAGUGCCUCAGGAGGUCUGGACAUCCAGGUUGUUCCUGUCACGGUGGUCGAAUACAUCCAAACUCCGGCCCUGGCCUCAGCCACUCCACCUAGCGCUCCAAGCCCUGCUGAUUCAGCCCCCCCAGCAUCUAGCCCCGCUGCCUCUGCCCCUCCCCCACCUCCUCCCCCUCCGCCCCCACCUCCUGGUGGUCCAGGGGGGAUUGCCUCUUCAAAUAUUGUGCCCCCACCUCCCCCUCCACCUCCUCCUCCUGCCGGAGGAGGCCCACCACCUCCUCCUCCCCUACCUGGUGCUGGACCCCCACCUCCUCCUCCCCCACCUGGUGCUGGACCCCCACCUCCGCCUCCCCCACCUGGUGCUGGGCCCCCACCUCCGCCUGGUUUUGGACCCCCGCCACCUCCUGGAGCUGCAAACACUCAGUCUGGGCUUAAGAGCAAGCAGCCCAUUCAGACCAAGUACAGGAUGCCAUUGUUAAACUGGCAGCCCUUAAAACCAAACCAGGUGACAGGCACCGUCUUCACUGAGUUAGAUGACGAACAGGUCUUAUCGGAGUUGAACAUGGAGAUGUUUGAGGAACAGUUCAAGACUAGGGCCCAGGGUAAUCCAACAGACCUAUCCAAUGUGAAGAAAAAGAAGGUGGCCCAGAAGGCCCCCAGCAAGACAUCCUUGAUUGAUGCCAACAAGGCCAAGAACCUUGCCAUCACUCUACGCAAGGGAGGAAUGAACCCAUCCAAAAUCUGCACCGCCAUAGAGACGUAUGACCAGGAGUCUUUGUCCAUAGACUUCCUGGAAUUGCUCGAGCCCUUCAUACCAUCAGACUUUGAGAUGAAGCUGCUGCUUAACUAUGAGAAGGAUGGCCGCCCAUUGGACGCGCUAACUGACGAGGACCAGUUUAUAUUACGCUUUGGGAAGAUUCCUCGUUUGACUCAGCGAAUCAACACUCUCACUUUCAUGGGCAACUUCCCGGACACUGUCAAACGCCUGCAGCCGCAACUGGACACCAUCAUUGCUGCGUCCAUGUCCAUCAAGUCUUCAACCAAACUGAAAAAGAUCUUAGAGAUUGUUCUCGCCUUCGGUAACUAUAUGAACAGCAGUAAGAGAGGUGCAGCGUAUGGUUUUCGGCUGCAGAGUCUGGACCUUCUGUUGGAGACCAAAUCUACAGACCGCUCACAGACGCUACUUAACUUCAUCACUAGUAUCAUCCAGGAAAAAUACCCAGACUUGGCCAACUUCCACACCGAGCUACGCUUUGUGGACAAGGCCGCGCUUGUAUCCCUGGAUGGCAUUCUUCAGGAUAUUCGUGCAUUAGAACGAGGGAUGGAAAUGACUAAAAAGGAGUUCCUGGUGCAGGAUGACAGCCUGGUGUUAAAGGAAUUUGUCAAAAAGAACAGUGAGCAGCUGGAAUCUCUGGUCAAAGACAGCAAGACAGCACAGGAGGCUUACGGCUCUGUGGUGGAGUAUUUCGGAGAGAACCCGAAAACCACGCAGCCUUCCAUGUUCUUCCCAAUGUUUGGGCGUUUCAUAAAGGCCUACAAGACAGCACAGCAAGAGAUUCAGCAGAAAAAGAAGAUGGAGAGUGAGAGCAGUGAGGAAAAAGAGACAUCAUCUCCCAACAAAGCUGGGGCACAAAAGGGGCCAAUGAUGCCUAAAAUGCCCCAGAUGGACCUGAUAGCAGAGCUGAAGAAGAGGCAGGUUAAACCGCAGGUGCGCGAAGGGAAGGACGGUGCUCUGGAGGAUAUCAUCACAGAUUUGAGAAACACACCAUACAGGCGGACAGAUGGUCGACGGCCAGCCCAGCGCCAGGACACUUGAGCCACUUCUGGUCCAAGGCUUCUUUACUUCCCAAAUGUAACUGGAAUCACAGUCAAGCAUACAGACAAAACAACAAUUUUUUAAGCGUUCUGUAUAUACAGUAUAUCAAAAUAUAUAAUUAGCCAUAUGGCAUUGUGUAUUUUUGCCAAGAUUUUAGUGUGAAUUUGUUCUGUAAAUAGAUUUAAGCUGGAACUAUUUGAUAUUUUUAAUGAAACAGUCCAUGAAUUUGAUUCCAAAUCUUGCUAAAAACAUUGUAAUUAUUUCAGUGGUGCCUUAUGUCUACCUAUUACAUAAAAAAAACCCAUGACUUCAUUUUAAAAUAAACCUAUUUUUUAACCACU